Molecule: messenger RNA, 1020 nt
Organism: Bradysia coprophila
Lineage: Eukaryota; Metazoa; Arthropoda; Insecta; Diptera; Sciaridae
Cellular component (GO): nucleus
Molecular function (GO): zinc ion binding
Source: RefSeq, a predicted model, not a curated record
UAAAGUAUAAACACGGACCGAGUAGAGAACAAAACGAACAAAAUAUUAGACAGUUUUGCAAAUAUGUUCAAACAUUGAACCGUCACAAUAUUUAGUUAAAAUGAUCAUUUGUCGUGUGUGUUUGGAUAACAGCGAGCAAUUGAUUCCACUGCAAUCGGAUAACAUUGAAGCAUUGCCCAUAGUUCAUAUGUUGAAGGAGUUCACAAUAAUUAACCUGGAACAUCAACUGCCAAAGUACAUUUGUGAGCCAUGCUCUGGACAGCUGGACAUUGCAUAUGCAUUUAAAAGAAAGUAUGAAGAUUCAAUAGUCAAAUUUGUGCGUCAGAUGUCGGAUCCAAUCGAAAAAGAAGAAUUCACGACAAGUGAAAGCAGCAGCACCAUGACUGAAGAUGUACCUGACAUUAAACCACAUGAAACAAUGAAUUUUAACUACCCGGAGAUGAAUUGUUUCACUGUUACGGAGGAAAUAACUGUUGAGGACAGUAAAGUUAAAGUCUCACCACAAUUACUUUCAUUGAUGGAUGAUUUACGACCAUCUGAUGUGGGGAGGUUGACUUCAGAUGAGAGUACCGAUGAGACACAAUAUGAGGCGGCGGACCACUCUAGCACAGGUAAUGACAGUGACGAGAUUUAUCGGUUAUUGCCGCAAGCCGUUUUAAAUAAAAUAUACAAAUGCCACUAUGGUCGUGGCACGAAACCAUUCAAAUGUGACGUGUGUUAUAGAUGGUUCAAAACGAAGGGCCAUAUCAAAGCUCAUCGAAUGCGACAUAUCGAAAGAGAGAACCGAAUUAAAUGCAACAAAUGCUUGCUGAUGUUUUUAACGAAGCCUCACUUCAAUAAGCACAGAUGCUGCACCAAAUCAAAGGUUGUAAGUGUCGAUGAAUCUAUUGGGACUCUGAAAGUAGCUUCUACGAUCAAUUAAAAAAAUUAACGAGUUCGAGGGACGAGAGAAUAUUCCAAAAAAAAUUUGGCUUUCAGCCUUUUCUAAAAAUGUAAUCUGAACGAAAUAUAAAAAAGAGU